AUGCGGCUAGAUUUUGACCGGCCAAUCAGCAGCGACUUCGCUCAAUAUGACCCGAUCAACGACUUUGGGGGGCCAUGUUUCUAUCACGUCUUCAGUGAACUCAGUGAAACAACCUACCAUUCGAGAUCAGUUAUCGGCUCUCGCCUACUCCAGGCAAAAUGCGAAUUCAAUUUCUCUCACUUGAGUCCGGAAUGCAUAGAGCAACAUCUUUGUCUUCGCGACACACACUCCAGCCCCUUCAUUUCGGUGUUCAGUGACUUCGCUGAGGCGCUGCAAGAGGCGUACGACCUCCAUGUUCGAGGCCAUGACGCUAUCCAAGUGGUCCGGAUCCAAGCCUCAAAUCUUGUCACCACACUUGUAGGCACGUCGGGUGUUCACGGUACUCUGGUUCCACUUUGGCACGGUGUAAGGGGCAGCGAAGACCAGUGGCUCUGCAUGGCUGAUAUCGGGUCACUCCUUGAUAUUGAUCCAAGAUGCAUACGCCCAUCAGAAUGGCUGGCUUGUGGCUCAAUACCCAGGUCUCGAUACUUGGCUGCGUGGCCGGUUAUUGGCGGACGGAUUUACUUCGACGAAGGCAGCGACAAGGAUCUGGUUGAUCUCUUCAUGGACGUAUGUGGAUACGCGCCUGACUGUUUCCGCGAACAUAACGAUAUUCAACGAUAUGAGUAUGACUGGGACGAGGAAUGCUUCGUUAGAACUGAGCGUUGGCGUACAUCGAGUGCGUCGAUCCAAGAGACGGGUGUGGCAGGCGCAGGGCUGGGGCUGGGGCUUGCCGUAUCGCAUUUUGCGCGGCCGACGCCAUUUGGGUACGCUGGCUAUCUCCGCGGGAUGCUUGUGAUGGACUGA
Messenger RNA from Alternaria burnsii, 846 nucleotides. RefSeq lists its product as uncharacterized. The coding region runs from base 1 to 846 and encodes 281 amino acids. The record is from RefSeq and is a predicted model, not a curated record. The transcript has 2 exons. NCBI's taxonomy places the organism in Eukaryota, Fungi, Ascomycota, Dothideomycetes, Pleosporales, Pleosporaceae.